UGCAGGGGAGCCCUAUGCAUCACCCGAGUGUGCGUGGACAGCGUGGGCUUCUCUCUCCUCCAGAGCGCACACACGAAGCAGCAUCCUCUUCCUCCUUCAUCCUCAUCCUCACCAUCUACAGGCUGAAGAGAGCGACGCUCGCAGGAUUUACGGAGUAAGCCAAGUCAACUGGGAGUCUGCUGCUCUAUCCUGACUACAGGGAAAAAAGGCCCCAUCAUCUUCAAAGGCCUCUCAGCAAGACCUUUGUCCUCUAUUGAAUCUUCUGAAACAUCUUAAAAAUGGAGGACAGCUACCAAAACCGGACUGCUUUUAUAAAAGGUGCAAAAGACAUUGCGAAAGAAGUUAAGCGGCAAGCUUCCAAGAAGGUGGGCCGUUCGGUGGAUCGAAUGAGUGACGAGUACAGCAAGCGCUCCUACAACCGCUUCGAAGAGGAUGAUGAUGACCACCCUAUGCAGGGGAGUCAAGAUGGAGGCUACUACCGCAGUGACAGCCAGGCGGCCAACGAUGACGAUGGCGGCCACAGUGACUCCACUGAGGGCCAUGACGAGGAUGACGAGAUCUAUGAGGGCGAGUACCAAGGAAUCCCCAGGGCUGAUUCCGGGAAAGGCGACUUGGCUGGAGGUCCUGGAUCAAUAACAGCUGGGGCUCAACAGUUCAGAGAUAUUGGUGUGUCCGAGGCUGAGAGGCGGAAAGACCAGGAGGAGUUGGCUCAGCAGUAUGAGACCAUUUUACAGGAAUGUGGCCACGGGAGGUUCCAGUGGACCCUGUACUUCGUGCUCGGGCUGGCACUCAUGGCUGAUGGCGUAGAAAUAUUUGUGGUGGGGUUUGUCCUCCCCAGUGCAGAGAAGGAUAUGUGUCUGUCUGAACCCAGCAAAAGCAUGCUUGGUCUCAUCGUAUACUUUGGGAUGAUGGUUGGGGCUUUCCUCUGGGGGGCUAUGGCAGACCGGAUAGGCCGCCGGCAGUCCCUUAUCAUCUCUCUGUCCAUCAACAGUAUCUUCUCCUUCUUCUCAUCCUUCGUUCAGGGUUACAGCACUUUUCUGUUUUGCCGCCUCCUCUCAGGUGUUGGAAUCGGUGGCUCAAUUCCCAUCGUAUUCUCCUACUACUCUGAAUUUCUGUCUCAAGAGAAGCGCGGCGAGCACCUCAGCUGGCUCUGCAUGUUCUGGAUGAUUGGAGGAAUUUAUGCGUCCGCCAUGGCCUGGGCUAUCAUUCCACACUAUGGCUGGAGUUUCCAGAUGGGCUCAGCGUAUCAGUUCCACAGCUGGCGGGUGUUUGUGUUGGUCUGUGCUUUUCCUUCUGUUGCAGCCAUUGCUGCGCUCAACGCCAUGCCUGAGAGCCCACGCUUCUACUUAGAGAAUGGCAAGCAUGAUGAAGGCUGGAUGAUUCUGAAGCAAGUUCACGAUACAAACAUGAGAGCUAAAGGAUACCCGGAGAGGGUAUUCACUGUCACCACAAUAAAGACUGUGAAGCAGAUUGAUGAGUUGGUGGAGAUUGGCAUCGACACCCCCGUCUGGCACCGCUACAGACUGAAGAUUAUGAGUCUUUCCCAACAGAUACGGAACAACAUUCUUGCCUGCUUCAGCCCCGAAUAUAAAAGGACCACCUUAAUGCUCAUGGCUGUUUGGUUCAGCAUGUCUUUCAGCUACUACGGGCUGACAGUAUGGUUCCCUGACAUGAUCAAGUACAUCCAGAAGCAGGAAUAUGAUUCACGGACAAAGACCUUCACUAAGGAGCGAGUGGAGCACGUAACGUUUAACUUCACCCUGGAAAACCAAGUCCAUCGUGAAGGACACUAUUUCAAUGACAAGUUCCUCAACCUGAAGAUGAAGUCCAUGGUGUUUGAAGACUCAGUGUUUGAGGAGUGCUACUUUGAGGACAUCACCUCCACUCACACAUUCUUCAGGAACUGCACCUUCAUUGCCAGUUUGUUUUACAACACAGAUUUGUUCAAGUACAGGUUUGUCAACUGUAAGCUGAUCAACAGUACAUUCCUCCACAACAAAGAGGGAUGCAUGCUGGACUUCAGUGAUGACUUCAACAACGCCUACAUGAUUUACUUCGUCAACUUCCUUGGUACACUCGCUGUGCUCCCCGGGAACAUCGUGUCUGCUCUUUUAAUGGACAAAAUCGGCCGUUUGAGGAUGCUGGCUGGAUCUAGCGUCAUAUCCUGUGUCAGCUGCUUCUUCCUGAUGUUCGGCAACAGUGAGUCGGGGAUGAUCGCCCUCUUGUGUCUGUUUGGUGGGAUCAGCAUUGCCUCGUGGAAUGCCCUAGAUGUGAUAACUGUGGAGCUGUACCCAUCUGAUAAAAGGACCACAGCAUUUGGCUUCCUGAACGCCCUCUGCAAACUGGCAGCAGUUCUGGGCAUCAGCAUCUUCCAGUCAUUAGUGGGCAUCACCAAGGCUGUACCCAUCCUAUUCGCUGCUGGCGCACUCGCUGCUGGCAGUUUCCUCGCAACAAAGCUGCCCGAGACGAGAGGCCAGGUGCUGCAGUAAGACAGACGACCAGCCGUGGGCAGCAGAGUUCAGCCGGAGUGAGUAGGUGACAGGCCUGAACAUCCCUGAGAGCUUCAGCGCUGCCCGUCCGUUUCACUGCAACAGUAGAGAAUGCCUUCCCCCUUCUUCUAAGCCCAGAAUCCUUUGAAAUGUGGAUUGUAUCAUUCAGUGUCAGAUAUUAAAGGAGAGCAAACAUUUUUGAAAACCUGCACCAUCGCUACACCUGAGGCCUAGUUUCAGCAGUUCUGUCAGGUUUCAUAAAAGUCUAAUCCUACAGUGGUUGUUAUGUGGUACAAAUGGAAAUAUGCAUUUAUUAUAAAACACAUUCUUAGUGGAACGGCAGAAGAAACUGAAAAGAAGAAAUUUUUGGGGGAAAGAUUUAGCUACAUAAAAUUGCAGUGUUCUUCUUUACUCGUGUGUCUUAAUCUCCAUGGCUGGUUUACAGAGCUGUUACUUAUUUUACUUCUAACUUCAGUUCACCACUGCCAGACCUGCUGACGCUGGUACUACCAACCAAAACCCACUAAAAGAUCACUGUAAAGCUGAUUUACACAGACAGCUGAAGAUGCAUUUCACAGGAUUCUUUGAUGUCCAUGGGAAUAGUUGGACCCAGUGUUAAACCGAUGUUUAACCUCCCUGUUGUGUGACAGUUUGUGGAUGUUCAUGGGUGAGACAGGGGAAUAUCUAUGGGAUGGAUUUUGGUCAAGUGUUAAUGUGUGAGAGGAAACUAUAGUGUUCUUUUUGUCUGUAUUAGUUGUUAGCCAGUUGUACUUGAGGUUUUGUGGAUGGACAAACUGCUGAAAUUGAAAAAACUGAAAUAUCUGUUCUAGAUGAAAAUCAGGUUUUGGGGUUAGCUUCACAAAAGUUGAUGUACAACAAUCUAAAUGAUUGCUUGUGUUUAUGUCAGUUUCUAGAUUUAGAUUUUUUUCCCCCAGGCACCAGAAUGUUUUCAUAGUUUAAAGCUAAUUUUUUUAAGUCAGACAAAUGGACCAGGACUCAUGCAGUAGGUCUGGUCUCUCUGCCAUCCUGUGUCCUCAUACUCAGAGGGAAAUCCCAGACCUUAAACAGGUCUAGUUAGUUUACCUUAAAGUUGUAUCAUUUUUUAUUGUAUUCAGUCCCUCAAAUUAUCAUGAUUGGGAUGUCCCAAUCUGAAUUUUCUUUUUGUCCUUGAAGCCAAUCUGAGUGAUUUGCAAAUACAGAGUCUAAUUGUGAUAUUAAAAUCAGUGCUAUACGUAUGGUUUAAAAUGCUGUAGCUUUUAAUUUCAGUUAAAACACACCCUACAUUUUGCCAGUAUUACUUACUAGCUCACCAGUCCCGAUGCUGUAGUAUCUGUUUGCUCUUGACAUCAACAGAUAUCUUCUCCCAACCACAGUUUCUGCUGGGCAGCCUAAAAGCCAGGAAUUUGUUUUAUCUCACUGCCUUUCAGCAAAAUGCAUAGUGUGAUUUAGACACCAAUUGGCUCACUACAGAAGUGCAUUCCGCAUUAUUAUCCAACUCCAACUAGGGGCUUGCUAGGUUAGACAAACCACUAUAUUUUUACAUAAAACAUGGAUAGCUUUAGUAUGUUCCUAAAGUUAUAUGAUAUAUAGGAAUACCAUAGCUGUAGGUGUGGAGUCAGACAUAUAUGACUGCACACCUACAGCUACAGUUUUUAAAACCACAAAUUGGCCCUGCUGAUGAUGAUUUUCAUGUGAAGACGUUUACUGAAGUACAAGGCUAACUUUGGCAUGUUUAUUCUUUGUUUUGAUAUAACUCAUGAAUAAUUUGGCUCAUAAUAUACAGGUCCUUCUCAAAAUAUUAGCAUAUUGUGAUAAAGUUCAUUAUUUUCCAUAAUGUCAUGAUGAAAAUUUAACAUUCAUAUAUUUUAGAUUCAUUGCACACUAACUGAAAU
This is a messenger RNA of Girardinichthys multiradiatus, 4381 nucleotides long. RefSeq names its product synaptic vesicle glycoprotein 2A-like. Lineage: Eukaryota; Metazoa; Chordata; Actinopteri; Cyprinodontiformes; Goodeidae. The record is from RefSeq and is a predicted model, not a curated record. Gene Ontology annotation, cellular component: membrane. Gene Ontology annotation, molecular function: transmembrane transporter activity. Gene Ontology annotation, biological process: transmembrane transport; chemical synaptic transmission. The transcript has 13 exons. Bases 279 to 2489 code for a protein of 736 amino acids.